Messenger RNA from Harpegnathos saltator (Jerdon's jumping ant), 1488 nucleotides. RefSeq lists its product as uncharacterized. Bases 1 to 1284 code for a protein of 427 amino acids. NCBI's taxonomy places the organism in Eukaryota, Metazoa, Arthropoda, Insecta, Hymenoptera, Formicidae. The transcript has 6 exons. The record is from RefSeq and is a predicted model, not a curated record.
AUGAUAAACGCCAAACAUGCACCACAGGAGCAUAUGUUGCAUACUGCAGAAACCAGUAAUAUAGUUUCAAAAAAAGAACAAGCAACCCAUGUGAUAUGUAAUAUUGAUAAAGACGAAACUGUACAAUAUGGUCAUCGCUAUGGCAGCCAACAGAAGGCCCUGAUGUUGACGCUGUAUAAAACGAUGGGAAAGCGCGCGUAUUCUUAUUUACGUCAAAUUUUUUCACAUAUGCCAUCUAUUCAAACGUUGCAUUUAGCGCUUCAGAAAAUACCAGUCUCCGCAGGUUUGAACACUUUUAUUUUGAGACACUUGGAAUCUAUAGCUCCAAAGAUGUCAGUGAAAAAUAAAGUGUGCAUUCUUAUGUGGGACGAGGUAUCUAUUCAACUCAAGAUCACAUAUGAUAACCGUAAGGAUAUCAUAUGUGGACUUGAGGAUUGGGGCAAUAAUCGCACCGGAAAGAUGGCUGAUCACGUUUUGGUAUUUAUGCUUCACGGAUUAUACACGGGCUGGAAGAUGCCCAUUUCUUAUAAUUUUUGUUGCAAACAAACAAAUACAGCGCAAUUAGUACGUUGUAUUAAAGAACAUGUUUCCAAAAUUAACGAUCUAGGCUUUCACAUCGUUGCAACAGUUUGUGACCAGGGAUCUUCGAACAUGGCUGCAAUAAAGGAACUGCUACUGCGUACGGACAUGAAACGCAAGUCUUCUGAAAGAACUCAGAGUCAAACGUUUGAAGUGGGGCAAUAUGUAAUUGUUCCCUUAUAUGACGGACCACAUCUCAUCAAAGGCGUGAGGAAUAACUUAUUAACAAAGGACUUAGCGAUGAGCUGCGAGAAUGGCGUAUCAGCGAAAAUUGCAUCGUGGGACAUAAUUAAGACUGCGUGGAUUAUGGACAGAGAAACACACAAAAUUCGACCGCAAUUAAAAAAAAUUAAAUGUGAGCACAUUAUGGAGGAUAAAAUUAAGAAAAUGCGUGUGAAAUAUGCCGUUCAAGUGUUAAGUGGUACAAUGGCAAGCUGCAUUGAAACAUUGGCCACAUCAAAUUGUGUUGUUCGCCACGAAGACAAGGACUUAAAAAUAGAGGAAAACGAAGGACUUGCCACCGCGGAAAGUGUUAACUUUUUCAACGAUUUAUUUGACAGUGUGAAUGGAAGUGAUAAAGAGUGUGUUGAAGACAAUGACCUGCGACAAGCGGUGAGUGAAACAAGUGUUCAUCAUGUUUUCUGGAUCGGGAAGGCAUGCCUUCAGGUCGGAGGAGGAGGGGAUGAGACUGGAGGAAAGAUGUGACGUCCUUAGCCUAGCGCCGGACAGGUAGCAUCUGAGAAGAAUAUUUAGGAGAAUGAAUGAUGGACACUACUCCAACCUCCAACUCAGGAAGCCAUGCUUUUUAUACGGAAGGCAUGCCCUGAGGACGAGAGGCGAAGUAUUGCUCUUCGGCGGAGAGAGUUGUCCUUGAAUGGAUUGUAUGAUUUUAUGUAUGUAUAGAUGUAU